AUGCUGAAAAACUUCAAACUCUCAAAAAGAGAUAGUAAUGGGUCGAAGGGCAGAAUUACAUCCGCAGAUAUUUCCACACCUUCUCAUGAUAAUGGGAGUGUUAUAAAGCAUAUUAAGACAGUACCAGUGAGGUACCUUUCUUCAUCUUCCACCCCAGUGAAAAGCCAACGGGACUCUUCACCAAAAAACAGACAUAAUUCUAAAGAUAUUACUUCUCCAGAGAAAGUUAUAAAAGCCAAAUACAGUUAUCAGGCACAAACUUCAAAGGAACUAUCUUUCAUGGAAGGUGAAUUUUUUUAUGUAUCUGGAGAUGAGAAGGAUUGGUAUAAAGCUUCAAAUCCUUCUACUGGAAAAGAGGGUGUUGUCCCCAAAACCUAUUUUGAAGUGUUUGAUAGAACUAAACCUUCCUCUGUGAAUGGAUCCAAUAGUUCAAGUCGGAAGGUUACAAAUGAUUCAUUAAACAUGGGAUCGUUAUACGCCAUUGUUUUAUAUGACUUUAAGGCAGAAAAAGCUGAUGAGUUGACAACUUAUGUGGGAGAGAAUUUGUUUAUUUGCGCCCACCAUAACUGUGAAUGGUUCAUUGCUAAGCCAAUUGGUCGACUUGGAGGGCCCGGCCUUGUUCCUGUUGGGUUUGUUAGCAUCAUAGAUAUUGCCACGGGGUACGCAACAGGUAACGACGUAAUAGAAGACAUCAAGUCAGUUAACCUACCAACUGUUCAAGAAUGGAAAAGCAACAUUGCAAGAUACAAAGCUAGUAAUAUUAGCCUUGGUUCUGUGGAGCAGCAGCAGCAGCAAUCCAUUACAAAACCUCAGAACAAAAGCGCAAAGCUGGUUGACGGUGAAUUAUUAGUGAAAGCAUCCGUUGAAUCCUUUGGGUUAGAAGAUGAGAAGUAUUGGUUUUUGGUUUGCUGUGAAUUAUCUAACGGUAAGACGAGGCAACUGAAAAGAUACUAUCAAGAUUUCUACGAUCUGCAGGUUCAACUUUUGGAUGCGUUCCCAGCAGAGGCCGGUAAGUUGAGGGAUGCAGGUGGACAAUGGUCCAAACGUAUAAUGCCCUAUAUCCCUGGACCCGUUCCAUACGUUACCAAUAGCAUAACAAAAAAAAGAAAGGAGGACUUGAAUAUAUAUGUGGCAGACCUAGUGAAUCUUCCCGAUUAUAUAUCUCGCUCAGAAAUGGUGCAUUCCUUAUUCGUUGUUUUGAAUAAUGGUUUCGACAGAGAAUUUGAAAGAGACGAAAAUCAAAACAAUAUUAAAACAUUACAAGAAAACGAUACAGCAACCUUUGCAACAGCAUCUCAAACUUCUAAUUUUGCCUCAACUAACCAAGACAACACUUUAACUGGCGAAGACUUGAAGUUAAACAAGAAACUCUCAGAUUUAUCUUUAUCGGGCUCCAAGCAGGCUCCAGCCCAAUCAACUUCUGGAUUGAAAACUACUAAAAUUAAAUUUUAUUACAAAGACGAUAUUUUUGCUUUAAUGCUGAAGGGUGACACAACCUAUAAAGAACUUCGUAGUAAAAUCGCUCCAAGGAUUGAUACAGAUAAUUUUAAAUUACAAACCAAAUUAUUUGAUGGUAGCGGGGAGGAAAUUAAGACUGAUUCACAAGUCAGUAACAUAAUCCAAGCCAAACUGAAAAUUUCCGUUCACGAUAUUUGA
Molecule: messenger RNA, 1656 nt
Organism: Saccharomyces cerevisiae S288C
Lineage: Eukaryota; Fungi; Ascomycota; Saccharomycetes; Saccharomycetales; Saccharomycetaceae
Gene: BEM1
Product: phosphatidylinositol-3-phosphate-binding protein BEM1
Exons: 1
Coding region: 1-1656 (551 amino acids)
Biological process (GO): positive regulation of cellular component organization
Cellular component (GO): cell cortex; cytoskeleton; site of polarized growth
Molecular function (GO): phosphatidylinositol binding; molecular adaptor activity
Source: RefSeq, marked reviewed